Drosophila montana is the source of this 2424-nucleotide messenger RNA. Its product is annotated as ATP-binding cassette subfamily G member 4. The record is from RefSeq and is a predicted model, not a curated record. The transcript has 10 exons. Gene Ontology annotation, cellular component: membrane. Gene Ontology annotation, molecular function: ATP binding; ATP hydrolysis activity; ABC-type transporter activity. Lineage: Eukaryota; Metazoa; Arthropoda; Insecta; Diptera; Drosophilidae. The coding region runs from base 140 to 2176 and encodes 678 amino acids. Gene Ontology annotation, biological process: transmembrane transport.
GUCGUCGUUGUUGCAUGCAUACAUAUGUCUGUAUAUAUGUAUGUACAUCACGCCCGCUACACUAAUGCUAAGAGAGUGAAAACCCACAGCAAUAACAUAUACAUAUACACAUUCCCAAAUAGAAAGUGGAUCUACUAGAAUGCAGUUUAAUCAAAGCGUGCAGGGCGCCUCCAGCUCUCAAAGCGGCGGUAGUUCACUUAACUACAGCAGUGAUAUAAAUGCCAUUAGCGUCGAACUUCCUGAGCCAGAUGAUUAUCAAUCAGUUAACGGAUUAAAGUAUCUGCCUGCCUGGCCACAGGUUAACCUGGAGUUUUCCGGCCUUAUCUACGAAGUGCCUGAUCACGGAAAUGCCCACAAAACCAAGCAAAUUUUACGCAACAUUAAUGGCGAAUUCCGCUCUCACGAGCUAACCGCAAUUAUGGGGCCUUCCGGAGCAGGAAAAACAACACUAUUAAAUGCACUGGCAGGAUUUGGAGCUGUCAGUUUAUCUGGUGAGAUUCUGGUCAAUAACAGUCCGCGCGACAUGCGAAUCUUUCGCAAGAUGUCUCGGUACAUUAUGCAGACAGAUGUUCUCGACCCGAAAUUUACUGUAAGAGAGAUGAUGCUUUUAGCGGCAAACUUAAAACUGGGAAAUGAAUUAAAAUUAGCCCAAAAACUUGAAGUGAUUGAUGAAAUCUUGGGUAUGUUGCGUUUAGCACGCGCCCAAAACACGAAGACUGAAAAAAUUUCUGGCGGAGAGCGCAAACGGCUUUCGAUCGCGCUAGAAUUGGUGAACAACCCGCCUGUAAUUUUUCUAGAUGAGCCAACAACUGGCCUGGACGAUCUAUCCAGCUCGCAAUGCAUAGCGCUUCUCAAAAUGUUAGCAGCCGGCGGUCGGACUGUCAUCUGCUCCAUACAUACGCCGUCCGCCAAGAUUUUUGAAAUGUUCGACAAGGUGUACGUACUCGCUGAGGGUCAGUGCAUCUACCAAGGAAGUGGAGCCAACAUUGUUCCAUACAUGAACCAUCUAGGGCUGUACUGUCCGCUAACAUACAAUCCGGCUGACUUUAUAAUUGAAGUGGCGUGCCACGAGUACGGUAACAAUUACCACGAUCGCAUGGUGGAAGCCGUGUGCAAUGGCCGAGUCGUACGAUGGAUGCCACCAGGGGAAAAUGGCAAAGAAACACCAACAAAAUCGGAUACAACUUCGGGUGCCUCCUCAUACUAUGAAAUAGAUCAGUUUGAGGAGGAAAUUAAUCCAAAGUUACUAACAUCCAAGUCCACCUGGUGGAUGCAGUACAAAUUGCUGCUCAACCGCAUAAUGCUGCAGAUGUGGCGAGACAAUUCGUACAUCAAACUGAAAUUUUACAUGAAUAUAAUUCUGGCUUUAAUCGUUGGCGGCAUUUAUACGGGAGUGGGAAGUCAAGCUUCAAAGGCUCUGUUUAACUUUGGCUUUAUGUUCACCAUUGUCAUAGCCUAUUUGUAUCUGCCCAUGAUGCCGGUCUUGUUGCAAUUUCCCACCGAAAUCAAACUUCUAAAGCGUGAAUAUUUCAAUCAGUGGUACCGAUUAAGCUCUUACUAUGCCGCCAUGAUUUCUGCCAAAUUGCCUCUGAUGUUCGUCUUGGCAGUCAUUUAUUUGGCAAUUGUGUACUUAAUGUCCAGCCAGCCGCUUGAAUGGUUUCGAUUCGCCAUGCUCUUUACCAUUGCAUUUCUAACGGCUCUCACCUCAGACAGUUUUGGCCUACUGAUAUCCAGUAGGCUUAGUUUGGUGAAUGGCAUGUUCAUGGGACCAGUUCUUGCCGUUCCCCUUAUUUUACUUUCCAUAUACGGCAUGGGCUAUGGUAAGGAUACCUACAUCUCGCCCCUCAUGCGGUUUCUGAUGUCGCUCAGCUUUCUACGCCAUGGUCUAGAAGGCCUAGUCGCUGCUCUAUAUGACUAUGGCAGGGGCGAUACAAUUUGUGAAGCCGAAGUUUUUUGUAUGUUUAAGAAGUCGCAAUUUUUAUUGAUAUUUCUUGGAUUUGAGAACAUCAACUAUUUUUGGUCCGUGAGCUGUUUACUUGGAUUCUAUGUGAUCUUCACAGUUGCCGCAUAUAUUAUGCUACGCCAGAGGUUAAAAAAAUCGGCAGCAAAUCCGAUGGUUACAUAUGUCUUGCGGCUUCUGACAGAACAUUUUAAUUUCACCUCGUAUAAUUAUUAGAUAUAGCUUUGGGGAACAACUUUACAUGCAAUAUGUUUAUGUUUCAGCCAUUUUUUUUAAAUUAGUAUAUAGAUAUUCAUAUAAAUUGAACAAAGUAGAGCUUGUGAUUAGAUUUAAGCGGCCUCCAGAUGGUCAAAUUCGAAUUUGAAUACUUCGUGCCAAUGAAAUGUUUUUAUUUUUAUGUUUUAUUUUACAGCACAUAUAUGUUUAUUAUGUACAACAGUCGAGGUACGUUUUGCGAAUGUAUA